GAAACUGUCCGUCACAGAAACCUUUCCCCCUUUUCCGCGUGCAGAGGAUUGUCGGUGUUUUUCCAAAGAAGAGCGGUCCGAUAUUUAUUGCUGUGAUGGCUUCUACUGCGGGUACUUUGGAUUCUCCUGUCAAACAGAUCCAAAUUGAGGGCUUGGUGGUUCUUAAGAUCAUCAAGCACUACCAGGAAGAGGGCCAGGGCAGUGAGGUGGUUCAAGGUGUCUUAUUAGGCCUUGUGGUUGAAGAUCGGCUGGAGAUCACCAACUGUUUCCCCUUCCCACAGCACACUGAGGAUGAUGCAGACUUUGAUGAAGUCCAGUACCAGAUGGAGAUGAUGCGUUCUCUACGUCAUGUUAACAUCGACCAUCUGCAUGUGGGAUGGUACCAAUCCACCUACUACGGUUCCUUCGUCAGCAGGGCGCUCCUCGACUCCCAGUUCAGCUACCAGCAUGCCAUUGAAGAGUCCGUUGUGCUCAUCUAUGACCCUAUAAAGACCGCCCAAGGCUCCCUGUCCCUCAAGGCUUACAGGCUCACCCCUAAACUCAUGGAGAUCUGCAAAGAGAAAGAUUUCACCCCUGAAGCAUUGAAGAAGGCUAACAUUGGCUUCGAGCACAUGUUCGAGGAGGUGCCUAUUGUUAUCAAAAACUCUCACCUCAUCAACGUCCUGAUGUCGGAGCUGGAGGACAAGUCCACAGUUGCCAACAAACAUGAACUGCUCAACCUAUCAAGCAGUAACCAUUUGGAGAAAAGCCUUCAGCUGCUGAUGGACAGAGUGGAUGACAUGAGCCAAGACAUCGUCAAAUAUAAUACCUACAGCCGCAAUCUGAGUAAACAGCAGCAGCAGAAGCACCAGUACCUCCAGAGGCGGCAGCAGGAGAAUGCUCAGCGGCAGAGUCGAGGAGAGCCAGCGUUGCCUGAAGAGGACCUGACCAAAAUGUUCAAGCCCCCUCAGCCUCCACCUCGCAUGGACACACUCCUAAUUGCAGGGCAAAUCAACAACUAUUGCCAGAACGUGAAGGAAUUCACCUCGCAGAACCUUGGGAAGUUGUUCAUGGCGGAGGCUCUCCAAGGCCACAACUAGACGAAAGGAAAAAUACAUAAAAACAAAACUAACUAGACAACUGAAGUGCUCUCUUGUUUAUUUCCUGCUAAUCUAUUCAUUGUUUCACACCGCUUUGCAUAUAAAAGUCAAGCAGACCUUUAAUUUUCCCUGUAAGUUUUUCAUCAUUAAAAACAAAAUUGGGCAACUUCA
Entelurus aequoreus (snake pipefish) is the source of this 1250-nucleotide messenger RNA. Its product is annotated as eukaryotic translation initiation factor 3 subunit H. The transcript is spliced from 8 exons. The coding region runs from base 96 to 1079 and encodes 327 amino acids. The record is from RefSeq and is a predicted model, not a curated record. Gene Ontology annotation, molecular function: translation initiation factor activity; metallopeptidase activity; protein binding. Gene Ontology annotation, cellular component: eukaryotic translation initiation factor 3 complex; cytoplasm; cytosol. NCBI's taxonomy places the organism in Eukaryota, Metazoa, Chordata, Actinopteri, Syngnathiformes, Syngnathidae.